CUACAUGUUCAUGUUUUGCUUCUUCCUUUUGUUGGAACAUUCGAUGAGUAAAAGAUGUGUGUUGAAAGAAUUCUUAACACGAUUUUGAAAUUCUUUCUUUUUGCAAGUUCUUGAGAAAUACUAUCAAAGACAAAUGACUCAGGCUAGGAAUUGAAAUUUAUUGCAACAUUUGAUUACAUGGACGAAAGCAAACAUAACAACGUGCAUGGAUCGAAUCAGAAUCUUAGUAUUACAGAACCUGCUAGAGAAAAGGUUCAUUACAGCAACAAGCUACGUACAUAUACGGGGACGCAUCACAAGCGUCCCCACGUCCAGCUACGCAAUCGCAGCCUUGAUGAUCGCGUAAUUCAUAAUAAUAGUUAUGGUUUACAAGAGGAUUUAUCCGACGAUGAAGGGUCCCAUUUGGUUAGCCAGAAGAUUGAAGGCAUUGGACUUGCAGCGAACGGUUCAGAUGACAGUAAUGAAUCGCCUUUACCGGAGUUUGAAGGAAGUGGUGGUGGAGUUGGAAGCUUUAAAGUCCCAGCUCGUGCCCCUCUGCAUCCUGCCCGUCCAACUUACCUUGAGCUCAGGCCACAUCCCCUCAAAGAAACUCAGGUUGGGAAAUUUUUGAGGACUAUUGCCUGUACAGAGACACAAUUAUGGGCAGGACAAGAAUCUGGGGUAAGAGUGUGGAACUUUUCGGAUCAAUAUGAGCCUGGGAUGGGAAUUGGAGGACGGGCAAGGAGAGGGGACGAGGAUGCAGCACCAUUUUAUGAGUCAGUUGAGACAUCACCCACGUUAUGCUUGAUGGUUGAUUAUGGGAAUGAGUUGAUCUGGAGUGGGCAUAAGGAUGGCAAGAUUAGGUCUUGGAGAAUGGAUCGGGCUAAUUCUGAUGACUCCCCUUUUAAGGAAGGCCUCUCUUGGCAGGCUCAUCGUGGUCCCGUUCUUUCAUUGGAAAUAUCUUCUUAUGGUGAUAUAUGGUCUGGAUUUGAAGGUGGUAUCAUAAAGGUUUGGCCGCGGGAAGCAGUACAGAAAUCUCUCUCCCUAUUACCAGAAGAAACGUACCUGGCUUCUUUACUUGUGGAAAAGUCAUUCGUUAACCUUAGAAGCCAAGUUACAGUUAAUGGUGCAUGUAACAUCUCAUCUUCUGAUGUGAAGUGCUUGCUAUCUGAUCAUGGAAGAGCAAAAGUGUGGGCAUCUGGAUCUUUAUCCUUCUCAUUAUGGGAUGCACGAACUAGGGAACUCCUGAAAGUGUAUAAUGUAGAUGGUCAGAUUGAGAAUGGGGUUGAUAUGCCAUCUGUGCCAGAACAAGCAGUGGAAGAUGAGAGUAAUAUCAAGGCUGUCUCCAAAUCUAAAAAAGAAAAGUCACAAGUAGUGGAAGAUGAGAGUAAUAUCAAGUCCGUCUCCAAAUCUAAAAAAGAAAAGUCAGUGGAAGAUGAGAGUAAUGUCAAGUCUGUCUCCAAAUCUAAAAAAGAAAAGCCAGUGGAAGAUGAGAGUAAUGUCAAGUAUGUCUCCAAAUCUAAAAAAGAGAAGUCAGUGGAAGAUGAGAGUAAUGUGAAGUCUGUCUCCAAAUCUAAAAAAGAAAAGUCGGUGGAAGAUGAGAGUAAUGUCAAGAUUGUCGCCAAAUCUAAAAAGGAAAAGUCACAAGGAGGUAACUUUUUCCAGCGUUCAUGCAAUGCUAUAUUAGGAGCUGCUGGUGCUGUACGUCGAGUUGCAACAAAGGGGUCAGGGGCAUUUGCAGAAGAUAGUAGGAAGACAGAGGCCCUUGUGCUUGCAUCUGAUGGAAUGAUUUGGAGUGGAUGUUCAAAUGGCUUACUUGUGCAGUGGGAUGGGAAUGGAAACCGUUUGCAAGAUUUCCAUCAUCAUCCUUGUGCUAUUCUAUCCUUAUGUGCUCAUGGUUCUCUAAUAUGGGUUGGCUAUGUAAGUGGUAUGGUACAGGUGCUGGAUCUUGAAGGGAACUUGCUAGCUGAUUGGGUUGCUCACAACGGGCCUGUAAUAAAAAUGUCAGUGGGGGGUGACUAUGUUUUUAGCUUGGCUAAUCACGGAGGAAUACGUGGAUGGACCCUUGCCACUCCAGGACCUAUUGAUAACAUAUUACUAUCAGAAAGAGCUGAGAAAAGAUAUUUAUACACCAGACAAGAAAAUUUUAGGAUUUUGGUUGGCACGUGGAAUGUUGGUGAAGGAAAAGCCUCACAGGAAGCACUGGAAACUUGGCUGGGUUCUGCCAUUUUGGAUGUUGCGAUUGUAGUAAUUGGGUUGCAAGAAGUAGAAAUGGGAGCAGGUUUUCUUGCAAUGUCUGCUGCAAAAGAAACUGUAGGACUAGAAGGAACUUCCAGUGGGCAAUGGUGGCAGGACGCAAUAGGGAAGACCUUGGACGAAGGAUCAACUUUCGAAAGGGUUGGAUCAAGGCAACUAGCUGGAUUGCUUAUUGCUAUCUGGGUGAGAAAAACUCUUAGAGCACAUGUCGGGGACCUUGAUGUUGCUGCAGUUGCAUGUGGUCUAGGACGUGCCAUUGGUAAUAAGGGUGGAGUCGGUCUGAGGCUAAGAGUAUUUGAUCGGAUCAUGUGCUUCGUGAACUGUCACUUUGCAGCACAUUUAGAAGCAGUCAAGCGCCGGAACGCUGAUUUUGACCAUAUAUAUAGAACAAUGGCUUUCACUCGAUCUUCUAACCUUCUUAACGAUGCUGCUGGUAUGCUGCGAUACCUGUUUUUGACUUGCUCUCUUGUCUUCUCCACAUAUUUACUGUGGCUGCUUUACUCUUCUGGCCUGCCAUGGAUCCUUUCUCUCUCUCUUGCAGCUGGUGUGUCGUCUGCUGCUCAAAUGCUUCGUGGUACAGAUGCUGCAGCAAUUAAUCCCCCCGAUGAGGGAAAGCCUGACCUUGCUGAAGCUGAUAUGGUGAUUUUCUGUGGGGAUCUUAAUUAUCGUCUUUUUGGAAUAUCUUAUGACGAAGCCAGGGACUUUGUCUCACAAAGAUGCUUUGAAUGGCUUAGAGAGAAAGAUCAACUAAGAGCAGAAAUGAAAGCUGGUAAAGUUUUCCAAGGGAUGCGUGAAGCAAUCAUCAGAUUUCCUCCAACUUACAAGUUUGAAAAGGGAAAACCAGGAUUAGGAGGUUAUGAUUCUGGAGAGAAGAAACGAAUUCCAGCUUGGUGUGACCGAGUGCUAUAUCGAGAUAGCCGGUCAGCGCCAUCUAUGGAAUGCAGUUUAGAGUGCCCGGUAGCUGCUUCCAUUUUACAGUACGAUGCUUGCAUGGAAGUGACAGACAGUGAUCACAAACCCGUGCGGUGCAAAUUUAAUAUUGAAGUUUCUCGUGUUGAUAGAUCAGUAAGGAGACAAGAGUUUGGGAAGAUAUUCCAGUAUAACGGUAAAAUCAGGUCUUUACUGGAAGAACUGCGUUAUAUACCUGAAGUAGCUGUCAGUACCAGCCAGAUAUUUCUUAAGAAUCAAGAAACAUUCAGCUUAAUAAUUACCAACAGAAGUAGACAAGAUAGUGUUUUUUUCCAAAUCACUUGCCAAGAUCAAUCAGCUAUCAACAAGGACGAGCAAACAUCAGAUUAUCAUCCCAGAGGUUCCUUUUGCUUUCCCCGUUGGCUUGAGGUCACACCUGCGUCUGGCAUGAUCAAAUCUGGUCAAGAUACCGAGAUCUUGGUACGUCAAGAAGAGUUGUGUAAUUCAGAAGAUACUGCUGAUGUUAGCAAAUGGUCCGAGGACACAAGAGAAGAAGAGGUGAUUUUAAUGAUCAAUAUGAAAGCCAGUCGCUCAAUGGAGGUAAGAACACAUCAAGUACACCUCCGCUGCAGUUUCUCAGCUAAUGCAGGAUUCAUGUUAUCAAGAAACAGUUCCAGCAGAAAUGAAGGCAGCUCCCAUCACAGGUCAAAUAGUACCAGAAGAAAUGAAGGGAGCUCCCAUCACAGGUCAAACGGUUCUAGAAGAAAUGAAGGGAGCUCCCUCAGGUCUGUUUUUCAACAGGAGAGUGCCUCUGACAUGAAGAAAUAUGAAUGACCAUCAAGUCUUUCAGGGUAACUGAUAUCUGCAUGAAAGCUUAUAAACCUAAACAAAACAAUAACACAAGAGGGUUUCAAGCCAAUGCUCGGAUGUAAAAUUUUGGGACAUGCAUGAUAGGUCUUGACGUAUAUACUCAUAGAUAAUUAUC
Molecule: messenger RNA, 4129 nt
Organism: Lycium ferocissimum
Lineage: Eukaryota; Viridiplantae; Streptophyta; Magnoliopsida; Solanales; Solanaceae
Product: type I inositol polyphosphate 5-phosphatase 12-like
Exons: 11
Coding region: 178-3978 (1266 amino acids)
Biological process (GO): phosphatidylinositol dephosphorylation
Molecular function (GO): phosphatase activity; protein binding
Source: RefSeq, a predicted model, not a curated record